AUGAAGGACCAUUUGGCCAUGUCACCGCAUGCAUCGGAGGCGUCGUCGGCCGCAGGCUACGUGACGCUUCGUGCGCCGUCGCCGAUGCGCGAGCCGACGACGCUGCAUGAGAUCCUGGACUCGAUGGAUCCGUCGGAUCCGCUCUCGUCCGUCGCUAGCUUUCCACAGGAGGCGGCGUACGAUGACGAGCUGCCUGCGGAGACCACGCCGAGUGGGCGGCGGCGACGCCACAUUCUGUCGGAGCAGCGCCGACGUAAUCAGAGUCGCGAGGCGUUCGAGCGGCUGUCGGAGCUGCUGGGCGUGGGGCGCCAGUACGGCGCGCGUGCGCUGGGCCUGAAUGCCGGCGCGGGCACGGGCGUCGAGGACGAAGAGCUCGAUGACCGCACAGAUACGGAAGAGGACUUGAUGCUGUGCUGUGAUGAGGAAGUCAUGAUGCGGCGCAAGCGCAAUGCGCUGCGUCGGGCCCGCACGCGGCAGAGUCAUGGGCGGCACACGCGUGGCAAGGGCCGUGGGCGGGGCGGGAGUGCAGGGCAGGCGGGCAGCAAGUCGGCGGUGCUGUUCCAGGUGAUUGACCUGCUGGACUGGCUCGACGGGCGAGACGCGCAUCUCGAGCGCGAUAUACACGAGCUCGAGAUGCUGCUGGGUGUGGCGCAGCGCCCACAUUUUGGCUAG
Malassezia restricta is the source of this 672-nucleotide messenger RNA. RefSeq lists its product as uncharacterized. The coding region runs from base 1 to 672 and encodes 223 amino acids. The transcript has a single exon. The record is from RefSeq and is a predicted model, not a curated record. Lineage: Eukaryota; Fungi; Basidiomycota; Malasseziomycetes; Malasseziales; Malasseziaceae. Gene Ontology annotation, molecular function: protein dimerization activity.